AUGGCCCAUGUCGCACUCCAGAAACUAUUCUUCUUUCGAUUCGGUUCAGCAGUGAUCAAUUCGUUGCGAGCACAUCAAUAUUCCAGACUGUUAUCUACCACUGCAAGAAGAGGUGUAAAGUUAAGUACGCAACUAACGGUUGAUGAGCUCGCGACUGUUAAAAUCAAUCCGGAAAGGCUAUGGAAUACUCUUCAUGAGACUUGUCAAUGGGGACAGGGCCAGAGAUGGGGGAAAGGUGAAACAGACGUUGGAAUGUCUCGUCUUGCAUUGUCAGACGCAGACAAACAAGUUCGCGACUGGUUUGUCGAGACAACCAAAGGCCUGGGAUGCCAUGUCAGCGUGGAUGAAAUGGGGAAUAUUUUUGCCGUAAGACCUGGGAGAAAGCCUGGCCCCCCUACCUAUGCCGGAAGUCAUCUAGAUACCCAGGCAAAAAAUAAGCCAACGGGUGGACGAUAUGAUGGAAUUCUCGGAAUACAUGCCGGUAUAGAGGCCCUGAAGACUAUGAAUGAUCACGAUAUCGAGACGGAAUUCAGCACAGGAGUAAUCAACUGGACGAACGAAGAGGGAGCCCGUUUUCCACAACUUAUGGUCGCUUCAGGAGUAUGGGCGGGCCUUAUUCCCCUUGAAAGAGCACAUAGUCUCGGUGAAGUCAGCGGCGGCACAGCAACCCAAAAAAGUGAACUAGAACGAAUCGGAUACCACGGAUCUGUGAGGGCAAGUCACAAAACAAACCCAAUAGGCGCUCAUUUCGAGCUUCAUAUUGAACAAGGUCAAAUCCUUGAGAGUUCGAAGGCUAGAAUUGGCGUGGUGGAGGGUGUUCAGGCAUAUAGAUGGUAUACCAUCACCGUGACGGGAAGAGAUUGCCAUACCGGGACGACAGAUUUCCAAAGCCGAUCUGAUGCUUUGCUAACAGCGGCGAAGUUGAUACUGCAUAGCCACAACAAGGCCACAGAGUUAGGUUGCCUAGCGUCGACGGGAAUCUUGACCCUGGAACCAGGAUCAACGAAUACAGUACCGGGGGUGGUUCGGUUUUCACUCGACAUGAGUUCUAAAGAAGACCAAAAGCUCAGGGCACUUGAAGACUCACUGAAAAGCGACUUCGCCAAGAUUGCAGCUGGUGAAGAUAUCGGUGGUGUUAACGCGCUUGGUACGAGAGGUAAAGGAUGUAGCGUGGAGUGGGUAACAGAUGCCGACUCUCCCUCGGUCAAAUUCCAUGCAGACUGUAUAGCAUGUGUGGAGGAGAGUGCAAAUAACAUACUUGAUGCGAGAUCUGACGAUCAGGUACUAAGGAUGACAUCUGGUGCUGGACACGAUAGUGUUAAUGUGUCGAUACGCGCUCCAACAGCAAUGUAA
Talaromyces atroroseus is the source of this 1353-nucleotide messenger RNA. RefSeq lists its product as hypothetical. The transcript has 8 exons. Gene Ontology annotation, molecular function: hydrolase activity, acting on carbon-nitrogen (but not peptide) bonds, in linear amidines. Lineage: Eukaryota; Fungi; Ascomycota; Eurotiomycetes; Eurotiales; Trichocomaceae. The record is from RefSeq and is a predicted model, not a curated record. The coding region runs from base 1 to 1353 and encodes 450 amino acids.